GUUGUUCUUUACUGUCAUUGUCCACGGUGAACUUACGGGCCAAAGUAUGUGAAGAACAAUAGGAAAGAUCUGUCGACACUAUCUCAGAAGUACUCGUCAGCCUCACCAGCCUUCUAAGUUCGGCAACCGUCUCUGUCGAUUGCGCUUAAGGUCAUUACAAAGUCACCCUCGCAGUCAACAUGAGAGUGCUACCUCUCCUUGCUUUGGUUGUCUGCAUUAUAUCUAGACUAUCUGUUUCUGCAGCAUCGAUACCGCAUGUUGGUCGCGAUAAAAUCCAGCCAGUUGGUGCUCUAGAAACAAGACACGAAUCGCCAAACACAACGAUAUCAGGGAGUCAAGCUCCAAGCGGUUCGGCAACGAGCGCAGUAGACCCUGCGACAGCCAGUGUGAACUCCACAACCACUUCUAAUACCACCGCACCGGCGUCAACGACUAUCGUGUCGCUCAACGCAUCGACUCCCCGGGUCACUCCAGCGUUUGGGGUUGGCGGUUUUAUCCUUAUAGCUACGGGAGCCAUUCUUGCACUGAUUGGAAUACGCAAUCUAUGGGUUCAAGUUUUCUUAUCUGCUGCCUUUCUUACGAGCUUAGGAGUCACGGUCUUGAUUGUAUAUGUAAUGAAUCCUCCUGUGCGCGUGGCGGUACAAGGAGCAUAUCUUGUGGCAAUUUUCUUCACAGGCGUGACCUUUGGAGCACUUUCCAUUGUGUUCAAGGAAUUGACCGAAGGGCUUGGAUGCCUUCUGGGAGGAUUCUGUGUCAGCAUGUGGCUUCUUUGCCUGAGGCCGGGAGGACUUCUCACGGACACAAACGCCAAAGCCGGGUUCAUCGGCGCGAUCUCCGUCGCAUUUUACGCUUUGUCAUUCAGUCAUCACACGCGUCCUUAUGGGUUGAUAGUGUCAGCUGCAGUUUCGGGAGGUACGGCUGUUGCGCUGGGAAUCGACUGCUAUAGCCGGGCUGGACUGAAAGAGUUCUGGCUCUAUAUAUGGGGACUCAACGAAGACGUAUUCCCGCUGGGCACUGGAACCUACCCCAUCACUCGCAAUAUCCGGGUAGAGCUGGCCGUCACAGUGAUUGUUGCCAUCUUAGGUGUAGUGUCGCAGCUCAGACUGUGGAAAGUGAUCAGAGAGAAGCGAAGCAAGGAGGAAGCAGCCAAGAAAGAGGAAGAGAAACGGAAAGAAGGGGCCGAAGCUGAAAUUGCCCGCAGGCUCGAGGAGAAUAAUAUGCGAGAAAGACAAGCAUGGGAAGCUCAAUACGCGGUUGUGGAAGCAAAACUCAUGCCGGAGCUUGGAGACGGCACUCAAUGUGCUGCUGAUAAGGAGGAUCUUGAGAAGGGUGACGUGGCCGACCUCAACAGCAUUUCCGGUUCAUCGCAGGUCUCUUAUCGCUGCUCUGACUGUAGAAAACAGGAGGGCAGUGAGGGGUCGUUCUCGGAUGUGACUCAGGCUACGGAUAAUACUGAAGUUGAACGACAUGGAGACACGACUGAGAAGACAACUGGCGGCCCACACCCAAUGCCAUUCAAGGUCUUUGACGGGGCGGCCGCGGCGAGACUGAUGGAUGAUAAGGAAUCUGAUGUGACUGCCAUGGCUGGCUCAGACACCGCGACGGUACGCUCGAAGCGCUUCUCCGGAAUGACACUCUGGAAGAGAGUGUCUAUACAAAGCAGCCUGAGACCUGCACCAUCACAAGAAGCCCUCGCGCAUAUUGAUGACGAGUCGUCGAUGUCUGGAGACAGCGCCGUGGAUGAUAGCAGUGAUAGACGCUCGAGCUCGGAUUGUCAUGGCGUUGAAAUUGAAUCGCGCGAAGAUGAGGUCGAGGCUCGCUCGGAGCCUGAAAUAGCAGUGCAAGAAGCUUUCAUCCCCUCUGAUAGGCGUAAUAGCAACGUGGAAGUUGGAAAAGGCGAAGGAACCGACGGCGAAGAAGAAUGCCUCGUCAUUCAGGAAUCGGUCCUUGUCCAAGAAACAGAUGUUCACGGAGAGGAGGAAGGCUUGCGCAAUGCGGAAGAAAGAGACACUUCUACGGAUGACAAGCUACAGAAGGAAUUGACAUUGGAGGCUCAAGAUGUUGGCCAGAAUGAAAGUCAUCCAUCUGAUGACACAGAGGAAAGUUUGCAAGGACUUGAGCCCCGGCCUGAUAAUCGGCCGGAGAACAAGAAGACAGAGGACGAACAGUCGACAACGCAAGCUGAUGGAGAAUGUGCACCAUUGCCUUCUCGAGCCGAUGCAGUGGCCGAAGAGGUCUCUGCGAGAACACAACGACAGUCUUUAGAUAUCACCAAAGGUUUACAGACAAACGCCCCAGCCGAGACUGCAGACUGCAAUGACAGAAAUUCGGUUGAACAAAAUACGACUAGCCGCUCGGAGGAGCAGAACGCUCAAGUGUCAGGGGACCAUACUAUAUUGAAGACGACGCCGCCCACAGGUGCUGAAUCCGAGUGGCAGCGACCCUCGCCGUCGCAUUCCAAACGAAAGAGUAAAAGGAAAACGGAAAAGCCCAAACUGGACGCCAAAACAGUGAAACAUCUCCCGGAGCGGACAUCGAGGGUAAUCCAGACCUAUCGCACGAAUGAAUGGGCCAAGCAUCUCUGUGAUGCAGAAAUUCCCGAGCCAGAACCUAUCCAGCCUAUUGCAAAGGAAGCAGCGGAAAGUCCUAUAGAGGCUGAAGAGGCUCCUGCUCCUGUCAAUGUCGAUGAGCUGUUGCAAACACCUCUCACUGCGCAGCCACCACCUGCUGCCAAUUUGCGUGCCAGCACGGAAAAAGAACAGCACAGCCUUGACGACGGACAGCAAAUAUCUAACGACCACAGACUGCGCAGAACUUCGCCUAUUAGUCCACAAAGAGUUGGAGAAGCUCAACCUGUGGACAGGUCUUCAGGAGAAUCUUCCACAAUCGUCUUAUCCUCCACCAGCCCUCUCCAUAGCGCGGUGUUCUACGGCGCCGGACAUAAUGCUUCCCCAGGCACAUCCAGCCCACCUAUCCCCGCUGAACAACCUCAGGGGGACCCUGAGCUCACCAAACCGAGUCGGGUUUCGUCUACUUGUCUCAGCCUUGAUCCGUGGGCGUCGCGGAAGAUCCCUAGGCAGUCGAGCCCUAGACAGUCCGUUGCAUUGGAUACUUCGGCCCAAAGUUCCCCGACGACUUCAUUUCCAGAAUCAGGGGAUGACGUCCCUCUCUCUCGUCGCCGUGCAAUGCUGCAUCAACAUAAAGUCCAGAGCCCGCAUACGGGCAUGCCAGUCUCUGCGCCGAAAUGGAGUCAAACGAGCGUAUCGAGACCCGGAAAUGCUCAAGCAGUCAUGGCCGCGUGGCGAGAAUCUAUUCGCGAAAACUUGAAUGACAAACGCAAUCCCUUGGCGAAACAGGAUCUACCAAUCGGUGCGACAGGCUUUGGCCCUCACACUUCGUUUCCUUUUGGGGCACCAGGGCGAAAUUCCUCCUCCCUGCAAGUCAACCUCGACAGGGCAAUAGCCGAGGGGAUGCAGCGCGGGGAUAUGAGUGACUUGCAUCGGGAAGCCCUGCGACGCAUGCAAGCCAGGGCGAAUCAAAGCAUGAAUGGGCGGUAACACAGCACUUUCACACAGAUAGACCGAUAGAGUUGAUCCCGGAGUAUUACGCCCUUGGCUACUCCGUACAGACGCGCAGUCCAGACCUGAUGUUUCAGCUUUACACAUGUUUUACGGGAACAAGUUUGAUGUCUGUGGUAAAU
Messenger RNA from Aspergillus novofumigatus IBT 16806, 3700 nucleotides. RefSeq lists its product as uncharacterized. The record is from RefSeq and is a predicted model, not a curated record. The coding region runs from base 180 to 3557 and encodes 1125 amino acids. The transcript has 6 exons. NCBI's taxonomy places the organism in Eukaryota, Fungi, Ascomycota, Eurotiomycetes, Eurotiales, Aspergillaceae.